ACUUUUCGUGGACUUCAUGACUCUGUUGUAUAGUAAUUUGUGCCCUCAAAUUUAUUUUAUUUGUUUAUUUAAUUUAAUUUAUGUAAACUCCUUAAGAACCAAGCACAUUUUGGCUUUGAGGACACAUCCAAUUUACAUUUUUGUGUUUUAUCCUUUUUUUUCCACCUGGCCUUUUUAAAGGGGUUAUCAGGGAAUAGAAAAAUAGAGCUAAUUUAAUUCAAGAACCACUCCUUGUCUGUCUCCAGGCUGGUUGUGGUGAGGGUGGACCAGCAGGGCUCUGUGCCGUGAGGACAAGCGGGGCUCUGUGCCGUGAGGACAAGCGGGGCUCUGUGCCGUGAGGACAAGCGGGGCUCUGUGCCGUGAGGACAAGCGGGGCUCUGUGCCGUGAGGACAAGCGGGGCUCUGUGCCGUGAGGACAAGCGGGGCUCUGAUUGAAAAGCCAGAAACCUGCACAGAGCCCUGCUUUUGUCUUCUCACAGAGACACACAGGCAAUAGCUGCAGAGAGAGUAUUCUUUCACCCAAAAAUAUACAACUUUUUUAACCAGUUUAUAUUACAAAUAUACAUAUAGUGGUGUCCAUAUUAUUUAAAUUUUUUUUGCUAAUGACAGGUACAUUUUAAGCUCCAUAACUUUUUUUUUUUUUUUUUUCCAUCUACAGACCCAUAUUUGGGAUUAUUUUACUCUUUAAAUCCCCAUAGGGGACCAUUACUUGCAAUCAUAUAGAUUGUACAAUGCUAUGCCCAUUUCCAAGUACUGUACAGUGUUAUCGGCACUUUACUGAUGCAGGCUGCCUCUGCAGGCUGCACAUUGGAGACUCGAUCCGGGGCGCAGGUAAUGGGAUCCUUCACCACCAUUUUAGCUUGUUCCACCCCUGCGAUCGCAUUCUGUGGGUAUGAUGUGCACCACUGAGCUAACUGGCAUAUGUCAUUUAAAUGAGUAAUCAGGAACAUGCUCAGUGCACACAACUUUGGGCACCUAAGAGGAUCCCACCCCCUUGGCACUUGUGACAGGAGCAGCUGGGACCUUCAACAAUGUUUGUGUGUGCAUGACCAAGCUCAGAUCCUCUUGGUGAGCAGCAGUCGGUACCCGGAUCAGUGGAUUGUACCAGGUGGAGGAAUGGAGCCGGAGGAGGAGCCCGGCAGAGCGGCAGUGAGAGAAGUGUAUGAAGAGGCUGGUGUGAAGGGGAAGUUGGGUAGACUCCUGGGAAUAUUUGAGCAGAAUCAAGAUAGGAAGCACAGGACGUAUGUGUAUGUACUAACUGUCACAGAGGUUCUCGAAGACUGGGAAGAUUCUGUAAACAUAGGGAGAAAGAGGGAGUGGUUUAAGGUUGAAGAUGCCCUGAAAGUCCUGCAGUGCCACAAGCCAGUUCAUGCUGAAUAUUUGGAAAAGCUAAAAAUGGGAUGCUCCCCAACUAACGGAAAUUCUGUAGGCCCACCUUUAUCGGACAACAGUUCUUUAUAUGUAACCUCUGCACAGACUUCUGGCUUACCAUCAACAGUGAGAUAAACUCUGCACUUUACAAGGCGACUUGCUGAUCCAUUAGGAAGAAUGGUCUUUUGUGUUCUCAUGCGGACAUCCUAAAGUUUAGACCUGGAUUCUCUUGCAAAAUGUGCUAAAACCAAUUUGGUUUCUUUUCACUUUUUUUUUUCUUUUAACCAUGUAAAAUAGCGUUCAGCAUAAAAAGCCAUAGGAAGUUUUUUUUGUUUGUUUUUUUUUUGUUCUUUUUAUGUUUGUUUGUUUUUUUGCUUUAAGAUGCCUUACAUGGCCAUUUUUUUUCUGGUCUUAUGUUUAUUCACAUGAUUAUCAGUAUGGCUUCUGUGUCGCACUCUGGCAUUCUUUUCAUACAGCUUUCUGUAAGGGCUUUAACUACUGCUGGAUGUGAGAUGGGCCUUUGUUGUACAGUGUUAAAGGCUCAAUACCAAAUGAGGGCAAUCCUGCAGAGUACUAGUUUAGUUUCUGUUUGGUCUCUUUAGCUUUAAAGAGGGCUGCUAUUACAUUACUUGCUAUUCCAUACUCCACAAGACUUGCAGAAUUAGGGAAUUAGGUCCCCCCCCUAUAUUCCUGUGAUAGGUCAAUGACAAGGAAAAAGGUUUAGAUAUAUUGUUUUUGUAAAAUUGAGAUGUGUCUCCAUCAACCUACUACAUUUAGGUGUAGGUAGAGAACUAACCUAGUCGGCCUUUUUAAAUGCGGUACAGUAACUAAAUAUAUCCAUACAGAAUGUAUUUUGCCCCCCCCUUCCUCAACUUGGAUAUACUACUGUGGGGUCUACACACCACAAUCUGCCAGGAGCAUAUGUAGUGGUAGGCUGAAUAUAUUUCCUUGGUUUUUAGGACAGGACUUGACAAAUUUCUGGAGCCAGGUAGGCAUUGCUUACAGGGAAUAACAACUGGAGCAUAACUUAAUGAGUUUCUUCCUAAUAUAGAUGUUUAUAGAAUUUUUUUAGCUUGCCACUAAAAUAAGCCUGGCUUAUGUUGUCUACACUAUUUUGUCCAUCUCUGGCCUAAGACAUUGCUUUCCUCUCAUUUGCAUUGUUGUGUGGAGUCCAUAUCUAGGAGGCUGUGAAAAUGGGAAACUAAAAAAAAAAUGGCAGGUACCCUCAUGGUGAUGUUUUAAGAAGUAAAACCUUGACAUUGUAAGCUGUCCUUAUAACUAGAGAUGAGGGAAUUUACAGUAAAUUCGAUUCGUCACGAACUUCUCGGCUCGGCAGUUGAUGAC
Hyla sarda is the source of this 2715-nucleotide messenger RNA. RefSeq names its product nudix hydrolase 4 (gene NUDT4). Gene Ontology annotation, cellular component: nucleus; cytoplasm. The record is from RefSeq and is a predicted model, not a curated record. The transcript has 5 exons. Gene Ontology annotation, biological process: diadenosine hexaphosphate catabolic process; adenosine 5'-(hexahydrogen pentaphosphate) catabolic process; diadenosine pentaphosphate catabolic process. Lineage: Eukaryota; Metazoa; Chordata; Amphibia; Anura; Hylidae. Bases 949 to 1506 code for a protein of 185 amino acids. Gene Ontology annotation, molecular function: endopolyphosphatase activity; bis(5'-adenosyl)-hexaphosphatase activity; bis(5'-adenosyl)-pentaphosphatase activity.